AUGGGAGCCCUCUUGUCGCUGCCGCUCUUGGCCGUCCCCUCUGUGGGCUCGCUCAUGACCUUCGCCGCCAGCUGCUGUGGUGCCGCCACGUGCUCCGCUGUCUGCAGCGCUGCUGGAAAAUGUAACAACAGCAUGGCCACCCGUAUCGCCUACGCCGUCAUUCUGCUGCUCAACUCGCUCCUGUCAUGGAUCAUGCUCACCGACUGGGCCGUCAAGAAACUCCAACAUGUCCUGCUCGACUUCGCUACAAUCUCCUGCAACGGCAAGGCCUGCUAUGGCUUCACUGCUGUCCACCGUAUCAACUUCGCUCUGGGCUUUUUCCACUUCAUCAUGGCUCUCCUGCUUAUUGGCGUCAAGAACACUCGCGACAAGAGAUCUGCUAUCCAGAACGGCUUCUGGGGUCCCAAGUUGAUCGCCUGGAUCGGUCUCAUUGUCAUUUCCUUCUUGAUUCCCGACGGCUUCUUCAUCGUCUGGGGCAACUAUGUCGCUCUGGUUGGCGCUGUCCUGUUCCUGCUUCUUGGACUCAUUCUCCUGGUCGACCUGGCUCAUAGUUGGGCUGAGUACUGUCUUGAGAAGGUCGAGAGCACCGAUUCUCAAUUCUGGAAGUCGCUUCUGAUCGGCUCCACCUUGACCAUGUAUCUUGGAUCUAUUGUCAUGACAAUCAUCAUGUACAUCUUCUUCGCCGGCUCUGGAUGCUCCAUGAACCAGGCUGCCAUCACUGUCAACCUAAUCUGCUUGUUGAUCGUCUCAGUCAUCAGUGUCCACCCUUCAAUUCAGGACUCUAACCCUCGUGCUGGUCUUGCCCAGGCCGCUCUCGUCUGCGUUUACUGCACCUACCUGACUUUGUCAGCUGUUGCCAUGGAGCCCGACGACCACCAAUGCAAUCCUCUGGUACGCGCUCGUGGUGCUCGCAGAACUACCGUCAUCAUGGGCGCCAUCCUUACCUUCUUGACCGUGGCCUACACCACAACUCGCGCUGCCACUUACGGCCUGGCCAUGGGCACUGGAAAGCCUGGCGGCUACCAUCAGGUUGGCGAGGGCGACCACGAGCACGGUCUUGUCGCCACACAGCCCUCGUCUCGUCGCGAAUUGCGUGCCGAGGCUCUUCGCGCUGCUGUUGAAUCUGGCUCUCUGCCUGCCUCGGCUCUGGACGACUCUGACGACGACAGCGACGACGAAGACGAGUACCCUGGCAAGCACCCUCGCGACGACGAGAAGAACGCGACCCAGUACAACUACACCUUGUUCCACAUCAUUUUCCUGCUUUCCACAGCAUGGGUUGCGACAUUGCUGACACAAAACGUUGGUGGCGAUUCACUUAUCGAAAAGGGCGAUUUCGUGCCUGUGGGACGUACCUACUGGGCGUCGUGGGUCAAGAUUGUCAGCUCAUGGGUGUGUUACGGCAUGUUUGGUUGGACGCUCGUGGCGCCUGUUGUGCUCCCCGACCGCUUCGACUAUUAA
This is a messenger RNA of Aureobasidium melanogenum CBS 110374, 1461 nucleotides long. RefSeq names its product TMS membrane protein/tumor differentially expressed protein. The coding region runs from base 1 to 1461 and encodes 486 amino acids. Lineage: Eukaryota; Fungi; Ascomycota; Dothideomycetes; Dothideales; Saccotheciaceae. The record is from RefSeq and is a predicted model, not a curated record. The transcript is spliced from 2 exons. Gene Ontology annotation, cellular component: membrane.